Molecule: messenger RNA, 483 nt
Organism: Emiliania huxleyi CCMP1516
Lineage: Eukaryota; Haptophyta; Isochrysidales; Noelaerhabdaceae
Exons: 1
Coding region: 1-483 (160 amino acids)
Source: RefSeq, a predicted model, not a curated record
AUGGCGGCCUCCUCCUCGGGCACUGUCACCAUCUCCCUGCUCUCAAGCGACGACGAGCAGCGAGGCGAGCAGGACGUGCCGUCCGCAGACUCGCCAUCCGCUUCUGUCGCCGCCGCCGAGACUGCGGCCGAGCGCAGACCCGUCGCAAAGCGGAGGCGGCGCAGAGGCGGCGGUCGCAGUUGGCGCCGCCGCGCGGGCGACGCCUCUGCCUCGUCCACUCGCGCAGAGGACGGUGAGGCUGCCGCUGCGGCUGAGCUCGCCUCCGGCACCUCUGCCACCGAGCUGCGCGCCGCUCUCCUCGCCUUCGGUCUCCGACCCGGAGGAGGAGCCAAGCCGGCGCUGGCGCUUCGCCUGCUGCGAGCCCGCCGCGCCGCCGCGGUGAGCGAGGAGCGGUACGGCGUCGCGGCGAGCGACGAUGCCGGGGCGGUGCCGCCGCCCGAACUUAGGCACCGAACUGUGAACAGUGCCGACGUUCACAGUUGA